AUGGUCAACAUUUACGCCCGAGAAGAAGGCAUAUGUCCUUUCCCAUUGACCUCGAUGAGGAUUUCCUUAUUUCUGAGGGGCACACUGUCCAUGUAUCUUCAACAUGGCCUCGUGAGACACUUCAAUCUCUCUGGAUACUGCUCCAAGAUUUUAAAGAGGUUUUUGCUUAGAUGCCAAAGGACAUCCCCUACGUCGAUCGCCAGGUGGCAGAGCAUGCACUUGGGAUUGCACCUGGUAGUCGCCCCAUCCAAAAGAAUCGAUGCAAUUUUUCUUGGGAAAGACGUAAAGCAGUGGAAGAAGAAGUCUCUAGACUUCUCAAAGCAGAUUCAUCCAGGAAGUUCUCUAUCCAACAUGGCUUGCAGUCACAGUGGAGAAGGAAAAUGGCUAGUGGCGAAUGCGCAUUGA
Molecule: messenger RNA, 405 nt
Organism: Linum trigynum
Lineage: Eukaryota; Viridiplantae; Streptophyta; Magnoliopsida; Malpighiales; Linaceae
Source: the annotation of a GenBank genome assembly